AUGGGCGUGGAGUCUGCUCGUCGAGCAGCGUCGUGGGGCGGCGUGCCUAUGAAGCAUAUCUCCUUGGUCACCCUCACAUUUCAGAACUCUGCCCUCAUACUCAUAAUGCACUACUCACGAAUAAUGCCACCUGUAGACGGCCACCGAUACUUCACCUCGACCGCCGUGUUCCUCAAUGAAGUCAUAAAGCUCGCACUCUCCCUCACAAUGGCCCUCUACGAGAUAUCGAGUACCCUACCCGCCUCAGCGCCAGCCUCCGCGCUGUUCAGCUCCCUCUCGACCGCGGUGUUUACGGGAGACAGCUGGAAGCUGGCGAUACCGGCAAUGCUGUAUACCCUUCAGAACUCCCUACAGUACGUUGCGGUCAGCAACCUGGAUGCAGCGACAUUCCAGGUCACAUAUCAGCUCAAAAUCUUGACGACGGCGCUGUUCAGCGUGAUGAUGCUAGGACGGAGCCUGUCACUGCGGAAAUGGCUGUCACUAUUACUGCUCAUGGUGGGCAUAGCAGUUGUGCAGAUACCGGCCGGAGGCGACGCCACAACCAUCGGAACACUCAAGGACGGGCAGCGGAGCUUCUACCUCCCUCGCUCGAUCGAGGAGCUUCGGGAUCUGGGCAGCAUCGCAGCACAACAGCUGAGCAAACGCUCCGCGACCUAUGAAGGCAUCGACGAAGACGUAGCCAUGCAAAACCCGCAGCUGAACGCGUCGAUAGGCCUGGUCGCCGUCAUCGCCGCCUGCAUCCUCUCCGGCCUCGCAGGCGUGUACUUCGAAAGGGUGCUCAAAGACGCGAACGCGACGGCCUCUCUCUGGGUGCGCAACGUGCAGUUGUCGUUCUACUCGCUUUUCCCGGCGCUGUUCCUGGGCGUCUUCUUCAAGGACGGCGAGCAGAUCGCGAAGACUGGCUUCUUCGUUGGUUACAAUUGGGUCGUAUGGACGGCGAUUACGUUCCAGGCGUUUGGCGGGGUUAUAGUAGCGCUGGUGGUUAACUAUGCGGAUAAUAUCGCGAAGAAUUUUGCUACUAGUAUUAGCAUUGUUAUUAGCUUGUUGGCGAGCGUGUUCUUCUUUGGUUUUGAGAUGUCUUCGAGUUAUCUUGCGGGAACGAGCGUCGUGCUGCUCGCAACAUAUCUCUACAGCAGCCAAGACCGCUUAAGGCCGCCGCCGAUCCGCAUCGCGGAGUACGAGAAGACGACCGUCGGUGGCGAUCCUUCGUACUUCGACCUCGAGCCUGCGCCAAGUGUGAAGGCGAGGACGCCGGGCCUGCGCGGCGAUGCGUUGACGACUUCGAGGCCGGGGACGCCGACGGUGGAACGCCACCAUCAUAGGGGAAACUCGGAGAGGAAGCAGUUUCCGAAGAGGGAUGAGUAG
Molecule: messenger RNA, 1365 nt
Organism: Coniosporium apollinis CBS 100218
Lineage: Eukaryota; Fungi; Ascomycota; Dothideomycetes
Exons: 4
Coding region: 1-1365 (454 amino acids)
Biological process (GO): pyrimidine nucleotide-sugar transmembrane transport
Cellular component (GO): Golgi membrane
Molecular function (GO): UDP-galactose transmembrane transporter activity
Source: RefSeq, a predicted model, not a curated record